Molecule: messenger RNA, 369 nt
Organism: Dibothriocephalus latus
Lineage: Eukaryota; Metazoa; Platyhelminthes; Cestoda; Diphyllobothriidea; Diphyllobothriidae
Source: the annotation of a GenBank genome assembly
AUGCUAGAACGCCUUCCAGUUGACUUCGAGUUAGUGUUGGUUGUUGCUCGCGCAAACAAUGAUAAAUCUGCAGAGCUUUCCAUUAAGCUCAUGGCAUUGAGAUUCACGGAGAAGCAUUUCCCAUGUCGCAUUGCCACCCUCCAAGUUAUUUAUGCACCUGGCAGUGUGGCAGCUCCGGCCGCGCCAGCUGCCUGCGCCUUCUCUCCUCCCAGGUCUUCUUACCUCGGUCUUGACGCAGAUUGCAUUUGUGACGAUGAUGAUGAUGCUGAUGAUGAUGAUGAUGCUGGUGAUGAUGAUGAUGAUUAUGAUGAUGAUGAUGAAUAUUCUAUUUUCACACUUCUUGUUUGCUCGCCAGAGUCGAAGAGAUAA